Molecule: messenger RNA, 618 nt
Organism: Phaeodactylum tricornutum CCAP 1055/1
Lineage: Eukaryota; Bacillariophyta; Bacillariophyceae; Surirellales; Neidiaceae
Exons: 2
Coding region: 172-558 (128 amino acids)
Source: RefSeq, a predicted model, not a curated record
GAGAUUUACUAUUCAUGUUACACUAACAAAGAAAACCAAUCCUCGUUUGGUCAAGUGCAUUCGACUCUGUAAAACACUUCCGACCCUCAGGCUUUCGCAAGUACUAGCGGAUUCUAUUGCUUUUUCUUGAGCUUUUGUAACGCGUUCGCCUGUUCCGAAGCCAAAAACAACAUGGGAAAAUCGAUCCGUUCCAAAAUCAAGAGAAAACACCGUGCCGAGUUUCGUGCAACCAUCGGAACAGAAGCUCACAACGAAGUCAUGGCCAAGGUACAAAAGAAUCUGCAAAGUUGUAUGCAGCGACAAACGUUAAAUUCCUUGGACAAGCUUUCGUCGCAGCUCACAACGGAUAUUACCGACAUUGAAGCUCCUGCCGCCGCGGCGGCUAUUGACGCUGCCGAGACGACACGCGCCGUACCGAGUCUACUCCUGUCCAAGGGUGAGAAUCAGGCACCCGUCGGCAAAAAAUCGCGACGACGCAAACACGGUUUGCAGUCGGCAGCCGAGAAGGGAAAAACAAAGACCACCCGGCCCAAACCGCGGUACUUUUGUGAAUUUUAACUGUAAGAAAGAUCGGUACGCCUUUUUCACCGAAAUAUAUAAGGAUUACUUUACGACAUU